Molecule: messenger RNA, 978 nt
Organism: Solanum tuberosum (potato)
Lineage: Eukaryota; Viridiplantae; Streptophyta; Magnoliopsida; Solanales; Solanaceae
Exons: 2
Coding region: 200-619 (139 amino acids)
Source: RefSeq, a predicted model, not a curated record
CUGCAUAUGUUGCAGACUUGCAUAGUAAUAAUAUAUAUAUAUAUAUAUAUAUAUAUUCUGCCAGAUAUUUAGAAUCAUAUCUGAUAUGGUGAACAACCAUCAUAGCUUUCAUUGAUUUUUCCACAGUAAAUUCAGUUUCGCUCAGCAAAAAUAGUGAUCAAGAAGAAGCGAUUGUUGUGAGAAUUCAAAGGUAGCAGCUAUGGCAGAGAAGGAGGGAGCAAUUAUCAACAAGGGGCAUGAGGAAGGUUUGAAAAUGGCAGUUUCCCUAAUGGAGGAAUUCGAACUCCCAUUGGGGCUACUCCAUCUUGCUGAUGUGAUCGAAGUGGGGUUUGUGAAGAACACAGGCUACAUAUGGGUCAAGCAAGAAAAAAAUUUUGAGCACAAGUUCAAGAUGAUCGGCAAACUGGUAAGUUAUGAUACAGAAAUGAGUGGAUACGUCGAAAAGAGGAGAAUCAAGAACCUCAAGGGAGUGAAGGGUAGGGAGUUGAUGUUAUGGCUUCCAGCUUAUGAGAUCACUGUGGAUCAUCCUCUUACUGGAAAUGUUCAAAUCAAGAGUCUGGCUGGCAUCACCAAAACUUUUCCAGCUGAAGCUUUUGCUGCUGCUGAAAUGCAGGGUUAAUCCAUGCUCCACAGUUGCACUGCAUGCCUGCCCAAUUGAAGUAACCAAGCCGAGCUUUGCAACCCAGGCACUGAAGCUUAUCUUGGACACAACCAUCUUCCACUGUUAGAUGAGAAUGAGUGACAUUAGUAAUUUGAAAGGAUAGAAGGCAAUUUUGUAUAGGAAUAAAAGAACAGUUUGGAAUGAGACUAACCAACUUGCAUCCACUUCAUGGGCUCAACAAAAAUAGAGGUGCAUUGAGGUGGCUCGUUGUAGGGAUUGUCGCUUCUCUUUUUCCACUUGAAACAUUUUUGGCCUUCACCAGGUUCAUGUGGAACAACUUGCUCUUCUGAUGCAACUAUCCUUCGACAUUUCUUGCA